Messenger RNA from Besnoitia besnoiti, 975 nucleotides. RefSeq names its product SAG-related sequence. The record is from RefSeq and is a predicted model, not a curated record. NCBI's taxonomy places the organism in Eukaryota, Apicomplexa, Conoidasida, Eucoccidiorida, Sarcocystidae. The transcript has a single exon. Bases 1 to 975 code for a protein of 324 amino acids.
AUGAGUUCGUUUCGAUUCGGUGGCGCCUUUGUCGCCAUUGCCAUGGCUCUGCUGAAUUCGGGAUUCAUCUCCUGUUCGGCGACGGAAGAUGUCCAAGAGUCCAGUGGCACCACGUCGUGCACUCCUACACCCCAAGGACAUACGGUUGAACUGACCCUCAAGCAUAACGAGCCAAACAUUUCGUUCGACUGUGGCGUGCAAGAUGCCAAACUUACUCCAGAAAAUAGUAUGUUCUGUGACAAACCAGACUGUCAAGAGCCACGACCUCUGACAGACCUCGGUAAGGACGUCUCCCUUGCUACCCCAUCUCCUCAGAAAAACCCGCCGACGUACCUGCUGACGAUCCCUCAAGAGAGUCGCAAAGGCCAGAUUAUGUACUACAGCUGCAGUAAAGCCGCUCCCAUUGAAAUCAGGCGACAGGUGGAGGGAGAUCUCACCGCUGCUGGCAACAAAGGCAAGUGCACUCUCAAGAUCACCCUCGAGAAACCACCGACUGAGGCCCAAGACGACCAGGGAAAGCCGCCCGCUGCCCUCGAAUGCAAGGCAGGCACGUUGACCGCGACCGCUUCCACAGAGAAACCCGUUUCCUUCAAAUGCUCUGAAUCCAUGGUGCUGCAUCCAGAGAAUUCCGCCGACGUGUUUGAGGACAGCGACGGUAAAUGCGCGAAGAAGGAAUCGCUCGCGAAGCUCGUUGAUGCCACAUUGAGUUCCAAACCACAGGAUGGAGACCAGCCUGGAGCCAAAGAAUACACAUUCGCUGUAAAGACGCCUCCUGUUCACGAUACGGCGCUUUGCUACAAAUGUGUCGCCGCGGACACGGACAGCCAGAAGAGUCGCUCUGCGUCUAUGCGAGCAACACCGGCUGACGAAGGGAAGGAAUGCGUGGUCAAGAUUUCCGUCACAGGGACGUCGGGGGCGUCUCCGUCUGGAGCAGCAGUGUGGGCUGUGCCUGUCUGCCUGAUCGGGGGGGAUUAA